Messenger RNA from Funneliformis mosseae, 1616 nucleotides. Lineage: Eukaryota; Fungi; Glomeromycota; Glomeromycetes; Glomerales; Glomeraceae. The record is from the annotation of a GenBank genome assembly.
UACAAUCAUUUCUAGAGCUUGUUGAAGAUUUUAUAAUUGCUAUAGAACCUCCCGAGGAGCAAUUUAAUGAAAAACAUUCCAAUGUACCCGUACCUCUUCUACCAACGGAAUGCAUGCAAGAGAUAUUCAAAAAUAUUCAAGCUCAAGGUUCUAGAUUAUACCCUUGCCUUUUGGUUAACCGAUAUUGGUGUAAAAAUGUCGUGCACCUACUAUGGUCACAUCCUUUUGUUGAAGAUUUAUCACCAGAAAAUCGUUGUAAGUUAAUUCAUACAUACCUUGCUUGCCUAGAUCGCGAAGAGAAUUUAGGCUUAAACUCUCUAUUACGACCUUAUAAUAUUGAAAUUCCCGAUACGAGGCAACCAAUUUUCAAUUAUCCAAUGUGGUUGGAAGAAUUUUCUUACAAACAAUUGGAAAUGGCAGUCCAUUCCACCAUUCACAUUUGGUGUAACAAAACAUUUACAAGUCGUCAUAAAGAAGAUCAAAUCCUCUUGAUCACGACGACGCUUUGUAAACUAUUUAUGAGGCAGUCCAAUUCUUUGAAAUCUUUCAUCAUCGAUAAAUACUUUAGUCACUCGGAUAUUCCGCAAGUUUCCACAUUUGCGCUCACGCUACCGGGGCUAAGUCAAUUGACCAGAUUUCAAAUUGAUUAUAGUAAACCAAUGACCAUAAAUACCAUCCAAUUGGUAGAAAUCUUACCAGCCUUAUGUUCAAAUAUACGUUGCCUUGAUAUAAAAUUUCACAAGUAUGAAUAUAAUCUUGACAAAGCGAUUUCACGUAUAAUUAGAACUCAAAAAGAUUUGAAUGAAUUUCAUAUAUCAGGAAUUACAAGUAGCGAAGAAAUCCUUUUAUCGUUGCCAUCACGCGAAUCCUUGAAUACAAUUAAAUUAGAAAAUGUAUACAUUACGGAAACUGGUUUUGAUGCUUUGGCUCGUUGUAAAAAUUUAAGGCACCUAAGUUUAUGGGAUUGUAAAGAUUUCGUCUUGGAAAAUUCUUCAGUAUUAUUACAGUCUAAAUUUUCCUUAAAUGAAUUGAAGUUAGGACUUUCUUCAUCUUGUAAUAAAUCAGGGUUAAUCUUACACGUUGGAGGUUCUUCACUUAAAGAGUUAGAGAUCGAUUUAAUUAAUUCAGAUAUAGUUGAAACGAUCUUAAAUUUUUGUUCAAAUGUUGAAAGAUUAAAAUUAGUUAAUUUACCAUUUGAUGAUGAUCAUGACGACGCUAUUUUAUUCCAUUCCUUAUUUUUCGGUUUAAACUUGAAAAGGUUGGAAAUCUUUAUCGAUUCAAAAAAUUCUGAUUAUGAGCAAUUUAGAGUGACUGGUCAAGUUUUACCCCCUUCAUUAAAAUAUUUGAAAUUAAAAUGUGGUUUUACAUUGGAAAGAUUUACUGAAUUAUUUAAAACUUGUAGCGCCCCUAUAGAAACCAUUAUUGUGGAUUAUUUAGGUUGGGAUUAUAAUCAUUUGAAAGUUAUUACUAGAUUUAUAAAAAGUAAGAAAUCGGUUAAAGUAUUAGGAAUUGCAAGAAUGGAUCGUAUGACCUCACAAGAAGUUAAAGAAUUAAAAAAUUUAAAGAAACGUUAUGGAGUUUUCAUAAUUCCAUCUCAUGAGCUAGAUCUGUGGUGA